Suncus etruscus (white-toothed pygmy shrew) is the source of this 927-nucleotide messenger RNA. Its product is annotated as olfactory receptor 151. NCBI's taxonomy places the organism in Eukaryota, Metazoa, Chordata, Mammalia, Eulipotyphla, Soricidae. Gene Ontology annotation, cellular component: membrane. The record is from RefSeq and is a predicted model, not a curated record. Gene Ontology annotation, biological process: sensory perception of smell; G protein-coupled receptor signaling pathway. Bases 1 to 927 code for a protein of 308 amino acids. Gene Ontology annotation, molecular function: olfactory receptor activity; G protein-coupled receptor activity; odorant binding. The transcript has a single exon.
AUGGCUGUUGGAAACCAGUCCAUGGUGACAGAAUUCAUACUUGGGGGGCUGACAAAUCGGCCCGAACUCCAGCUUCCCCUCUUCCUCCUCUUCCUGGGCAUCUACCUGGUUACCAUGAUAGGGAAUGUAGGUCUGUUUGUGCUGAUCUGCCUAAGCCCUCAGCUUCACAGCCCCAUGUACUUCUUCCUCAGCAACCUGUCCCUCGUGGAUCUCUGCUACUCAUCUGUCAUCACCCCGAAGAUGUUGGUAAACUUUGUGGCUGAGCAGAACCUCCUAUCCUAUGCAAGCUGCCUCUCCCAGCUCUACUUCUUCCUGGUCUUCGUCAUCGCCGAAUGCUACAUGCUCACUGUCAUGGCCUAUGACCGCUACGUGGCCAUCUGUAGUCCCCUGCUCUACAGCGCCAUCAUGUCUCAGAGCCUCUGUGCCCUGCUGGUGGCACUGGUUUAUGCCAUGGGCAUUAUCGGCGCCACCAUCGAGACGGGCCUCAUGCUCCAGCUGUCCUACUGUGAGCAGCUCAUCAGACACUACUUCUGUGACAUCCUCCCACUCAUGAAGCUCUCCUGCUCCAGCACCUAUGACAUUGAGCUCACCGUCUUCCUGCUGGCCGGCUUCAACAUCAUUGUCACGGGGGCCACUGUACUCGUGUCCUAUGCCUUCAUUGUCUCCAGUAUCCUGCGCAUCAGCACUACUGCGGGCCGGGCCAAGGCCUUCAGCACCUGCAGCUCCCAUCUGGCUGCAGUGGGCAUGUUCUAUGGUUCCACUGCAUUCAUGUAUCUGAAACCCUCCACGGCCACCUCCCUAGCCCAGGAGAACAUGGCCUCCAUAUUCUACACCACUGUGAUCCCCAUGCUGAACCCCCUUAUCUACAGCCUGAGAAAUAAGGAGGUGAAGGACGCCAUGCAUAAAAUGCUGAGAAAGAAGUUUUGA